Portunus trituberculatus (swimming crab) is the source of this 1839-nucleotide messenger RNA. RefSeq lists its product as uncharacterized. Lineage: Eukaryota; Metazoa; Arthropoda; Malacostraca; Decapoda; Portunidae. The transcript has 9 exons. The coding region runs from base 41 to 1696 and encodes 551 amino acids. The record is from RefSeq and is a predicted model, not a curated record.
UCUUGAGAGGGCGGUCACACGCACGCAACAGCUGAAGCGAAUGCGGAUUCAAGAGGAUUCAAGGUCGAUGGUGAGGAAUAUGGGUUCCAGUGGCGUCUUUGUGGCCUUGGCUCUGUCGCUUCUCCUGUUUGAGCCCGCGUCAUGCCAAGGGGUCGGAGGCAGCCUCACAUCCCCGGGGGCGGCUGAGGUCAGUACUCCUGUGGGGGCAGCAGGAGGGGGCGCCGUGGACCUGCCUAUCCCCAUUCCAACCUCCCUCAGAUUCUAUGAAGGCGCAGAUCUUAACAUCGACUCCUGCUCGCGCGAUGAGGUCUCAGUGAACGGCAGCUGCCACAGAGUGCUCACCCAAGGCCCCUGCCAAGACUCAGACUUCGUGCUGCUUGACCCAUCCACACACGAGGGUUACUGCGCCGCCAGACUCUGUGCACCUGAUAGGAUCUUCGUGUUUAGUGACCAGCUUUGCCAUGAUCCAUUCAGCUCCACUCACUGUCCAGGUUCCCAGGAGCUUUUCCAGACAGCCUUCGGGACGCCCAUCUGCCAGUGCCCCGAUGGCUUCCUGGAGGGGACCGGGGGGAGCUGUGUGCCCCCCCUAACCCCCACGCACACCUGUCCCCCCGCCCAGGUACUUUGGUCUAACAGCUCCAGGUUGAUGCAGGUGUGUGGACCAGACCCAUGUGGACGCCUCAACCUGGACCGCCCCCUCCCAUCCCCGCCCUUCGUACCCUCCUUGGCUGACGGCAUCUGCUACCAACUGGGCCAGGUGACUGGCGUGUGUCCCCACGGCAGCUUCUACGCCCUGGACCUGGAAGCACGGCGUGGGGUGUGCGCUGUGCUGCAGGACGCGGGCUACGUCAUCCUGGACGCCGCCACGCAGCGCCUGUACCGCGACCUGUACGGCCCGUUCAGCCUGUUCACCCUGCUGGACCCCUCUCUGUUGCUGCCCUCCCCGCCCCUGCCCCCCACGCAUCUUGGCCAGGACCCUGUCGCGCUGCUGACCGGCGUCCCGCACACCCCUCUGUCGUUGGAUGGCGGCCAGGCCCAGCAGAGUGGUGGCCUGGUGCUGCCGGGCCUGGCCGGCCAGGGCGCCGCUACCUUGGACGCAACGAAGGGCGGAGCAGUGACGCAGAUCACGUUCGGCAGUGUGGCGGUGCCAGGGGCACUGGAACAGCACGCCGCGGCGCACCAGGGCGCGGCGCGCCCCGGCAAGAGGCCGCCACACCCACGCAACCACUACAUCGCGGCCACAACCUCGGCCCGGUGCGGGAUUACAAGUUCUCUUCACUGUCUAAGCACUUCCUGCCCACGCCCCUCGACCUGGCGCGCCUGCACGCCACACGCGGCCAAAACCACCUGGUGCGCCCCAUCCCCGCCAAGGGCCUGCCUGGCGCCACGCCCGCCCUCAGGGUGCAGGUGGUGCCCGCCAGACUGCUGGCAGAGACCCUCUACGUGCACCACGCCCGCCCCGCACCACGCCACGCCGCCCACUCAGAGACACGCGAGGCAGAAGAUGAGCUGGAGUCCGCAGAGCACCAGGACGAAUACUACGACAGCACGGCGGACGCCAAGCCGGCAGAUGAGACGGACGCCCAAGGUGAGGAGACCGACACGGCAACGUCGAGGCGCAGGCGCGCCGCGCAGGGCGCCGGUUUGGUGGAAACCCGCCUGGUCACCUGCAGGGCGGGGGCGCGGCGCCACGUGAACGCCAAGUGUCGCCACACGCUGCUCCCCUUCUCCUCCCUGCCGCCCGCCACCCUGCACCCCACCACCCUGGACGCCGCCCCGGGAGUACUCAGAAGGAGGCGCAGGUCGGCGACGCCCCUGCCACCUGCUGCUGCGUGUCCC